This is a messenger RNA of Paraphaeosphaeria sporulosa, 3881 nucleotides long. RefSeq names its product NAD(P) transhydrogenase mitochondrial precursor. Gene Ontology annotation, molecular function: NAD binding; NADP binding. The coding region runs from base 287 to 3643 and encodes 1118 amino acids. The transcript has 8 exons. The record is from RefSeq and is a predicted model, not a curated record. Gene Ontology annotation, biological process: NADPH regeneration; proton transmembrane transport. Gene Ontology annotation, cellular component: mitochondrial inner membrane. NCBI's taxonomy places the organism in Eukaryota, Fungi, Ascomycota, Dothideomycetes, Pleosporales, Didymosphaeriaceae.
GCAAGUCGCGCCGUGUUGCCGCUUCCCCGCACCCCACAAUGCUGCCAACUCAAGCGAUACGGCAAAACACGACCGCAGCAGUCUCGCGUGACGCGUGGAGGAGCGCGGCCGAAGGGUACCCGUCUUAUGUACCUCGCCUCGCAAACGGGCCACCUAUCCUGCCUCAACACUCUCAUUCCGUACUCUCACUUUGUUGCGGACGACGCGUUCGCUGUCUCGUGAAGCAGAUGCGGGUCCUGGAGCUCUCCACCAGCUCGCUUACCUGCGUGACUUGUCCCCAUCCAGCAUGAAUACCUCCAGCUGCAUUGUCGGCUGCCGCGUCGCCGUUCGUCCGCGAGCGAGCGUGACGCUGCUAUCACCAGCCAUCGCCUUUCGCCCAACGCCGAUUGUGCGCCAGGAAUUCACCACUAGGCGUGUCCAGCCGCAGCAAUCCGUCAGCCUAGCUCACCCUCGCCCGUUGUGCCUACUGAAGCAUGUCCCCGAGUUUCCAACGACUACUGCAGUCGCCCGCUAUGCAUCCGUCGCCUCGGACCCGCAUGACGAGGAGAUACCUACCUCUCCGCCCUUCACUGCCGGCCCCUAUGAGACCCUGACUAUUGGCAUUCCGAAGGAAAGCUAUCCCGGGGAGCGUCGCGUAGCCAUCACUCCUGCAAAUGUAAAACUCCUGCUCAAGAAGGGCUUCUCACGCAUUUUGAUCGAGCGCGGAGCUGGUCUUGAGGCCCAAUUCACCGAUGAAGCGUACGAACAAGCUGGUGCCAAGACAGUCGACAAAAGAAGUGUUUUUUCAGACAGCGACAUCCUCCUCAAAGUCCGCGCUCUAAGUAUCGAUGGCCCCGACAGCGAGGUCGACGCCAUCCGCGAGGGUGCCACCGUUAUCUCGUUCCUCUAUCCCAAUCAGACCCAGAAUAGACCCAUUGUCGAUAGAAUUGCUUCACGAAAGGCUACUGCAUUUGCCAUGGACAUGGUUCCUCGCAUUUCUAGAGCCCAGGUUUUUGAUGCGUUGAGUUCCAUGGCAAACAUUGCUGGUUACAAGGCCGUUUUGGAGGCCUCAAACCAAUUCGGACGAUUCCUUACUGGUCAGGUCACAGCUGCUGGGAAGAUCCCUCCUUGCAAAGUCCUUGUCAUCGGAGCUGGUGUGGCAGGCUUGAGUGCCAUCGCCACGGCUCGCCGCAUGGGUGCUAUCGUUCGUGGGUUCGACACUCGCUCGGCAGCCCGCGAGCAGGUGCAAUCUCUAGGCGCAGAAUUCAUCGAAGUCGAACUUGAAGAGGACGGGUCCGGGGCUGGCGGAUAUGCCAAAGAGAUGUCCAAAGAGUUCAUUGAAGCGGAGAUGAAGCUCUUCUACGAGCAGUGCCGUGAGGUCGACAUUGUCAUUACCACCGCCCUGAUCCCUGGAAAACCUGCACCGAAGCUCAUCACGAAAGCUAUGCUUGGCGCGAUGAAGCCUGGAUCUGUGGUGGUGGACCUUGCGGCGGAGGCUGGUGGUAACUGCGAAGCCACAGUUCCCGGACAACUAGCCAAGUACCAAGGCGUGACUGUCAUCGGCUAUACUGACCUUCCAUCACGAUUACCCACACAAUCAUCUACACUGUAUUCGAACAACAUAACUAAGUUUUUGCUUUCUCUCGUGCCGGAGAGCAAGAAGGAGAAACAUUACGAUGUGGACCUAAAAGACGAGGUAACCAGAGGCGCCAUUGUAACGUACGACGGCAAGAUCCUGCCGCCUGCUCCACGACCUGCCCCACCGCCUCCAUCAGCUGCAAAGGCACCGUCCCCAGCAGAUCAAGCGGCGAACAUCGUCGAGCUUACGCCUUGGCAAAGCCAGACCCGCGAGGUUGCUGCAGUCUCAGCCGCUAUGACGACAGCUGUUGCACUUGGAAAAUAUACAGGUCCUUUGUUCAUGUCCAACGCUUUCACGUUUGCUUUGGCGAGUUUGAUCGGCUAUCGAGUGGUCUGGGGUGUCGCGCCAGCUCUGCACUCGCCACUCAUGUCUGUGACCAACGCCAUCUCCGGCAUGGUAGGAAUCGGCGGUUUGUUUGUCAUGGGCGGCGGGCUCCUUCCUGAGACCAUUCCUCAGACCCUUGGCGCAUUAUCUGUUCUUUUGGCUUUCGUCAACAUCUCUGGCGGUUUUGUCAUCACAAAGCGUAUGCUCGACAUGUUUAGACGCCCCACAGACCCAGCUGAAUUUCCUUGGCUAUACGCAAUUCCAGCUCUGCUCUUCGGUGGAGGCUAUGUUGCUGCUGCUAGCACAGGCAUGUCAGGCCUCGUACAAGCCGGAUAUCUUGUCAGCAGCAUCCUCUGCGUCUCCUCCCUGUCUGGACUCGCCUCACAAGUCACCGCUCGCCGCGGCAAUCUUUUCGGUAUCCUGGGUGUGUUCUCGGGACUUCUUGCUUCGCUACUUGCCGUUGGCUUUGCACCCGAUGUGCUCACACAGUUCGCUGGUCUCGCCACUGUUGGAACGAUUGCCGGCAUGGUCAUUGGUCGUAGGAUCACUCCGACUUCCCUUCCGCAGACUGUUGCUGCACUGCACUCCGUUGUCGGCCUCGCCGCAGUUUUGACCAGCAUCGGCAGUGUUCUCGGCCACUCUGGGCCAGAGAUAUCAACCUUGCACUUGGUCAGUGCCUAUCUUGGUGUGCUUAUCGGUGGAGUCACAUUCACUGGAAGUAUUGUAGCGUUUCUCAAGUUGGCUGCGAAGAUGUCAUCCAAGCCCCUGGUCCUACCUGGGCGCCAUCUAAUCAACACUUCUUUGCUAGGGGCGAAUGUGGCCACCCUGGGUGCAUUCCUGACGUAUGCGCCAGGCGCGCCUCUGAUCGGUGCAGCAUGUUUGGUUGGAAAUGCAGUGCUGAGUUUCAUCAAAGGGUAUACAACCACAGCAGCGAUCGGUGGUGCCGACAUGCCUGUUGUCAUCACUGUUCUGAACGCUUAUUCUGGAUUUGCGCUGGUCGCCGAAGGCUUCAUGCUGGACAAUUCGCUUCUGACGACGGUCGGUGCCCUGAUCGGAGUUUCAGGUUCUAUUCUGUCGUACAUUAUGUGCGUUGCGAUGAACCGAUCUAUUACUAACGUAUUAUUUGGAGGCAUCGCAGCCACUCCACAAGCUCAGGCUAAGAUCGAAGGUGAAGUCACCAAGACAACAGCCGAAGCUACAGCUGAAGCUCUUGCUGAAGCCGAGAACGUGAUCAUUGUCGUCGGUUACGGAAUGGCAGUUGCCAAAGCCCAAUAUGCCAUCUCUGACUUCGUCAAAUACCUCCGCGCCAAAGGAGUGAAUGUGCGUUUUGCGAUCCAUCCCGUGGCCGGACGUAUGCCUGGCCAGUGCAAUGUGCUGCUCGCGGAAGCAUCUGUUCCCUACGACAUCGUUCUCGAGAUGGAUGAGAUCAACGACGACUUCGGCGAGACAGAUGUCACGCUUGUCAUCGGUGCGAACGAUACCGUGAAUCCAAUUGCUCUUGAGCCAGGCUCUUCGAUUGCCGGCAUGCCCGUUCUGCACGCAUGGAAGAGCAAGCAAGUUGUGAUCAUGAAGCGUGGCAUGGCGAGCGGUUAUGCGGAUGUGCCAAACCCCAUGUUUUACAUGGAGAACACUAAGAUGCUGUUCGGAGAUGCGAAUGACAGCUGCAAUGCCAUCAAGCGCGCGUUGGAGGAAAGGAAGUGAGAGGACAUCUAGCAGGGUUUUCGUUAUCUAACGAGCGACUUUCCUUUCCUUCCCCUUUCGUAGACAUAGACGUCUCGGCAUAUUGAAGCGAUGAUUGUCAUUGUUGCAAUGCCCGGCGCUAUACCCUUGUUCUUGGUGCUAAUCCUGAAGCAUCCCCACAGCUAUUCCUUGUUCAGACUAGCCCGUACAGCCCGACGCCAGGGUACACAACCAUGCGUGGUGACGUACAUAUGUCCCG